This is a messenger RNA of Fukomys damarensis (Damara mole-rat), 6593 nucleotides long. It is a transcript of the gene Znf541, whose product is annotated as zinc finger protein 541. Gene Ontology annotation, molecular function: transcription corepressor activity. Gene Ontology annotation, biological process: negative regulation of DNA-templated transcription; regulation of transcription by RNA polymerase II. The record is from RefSeq and is a predicted model, not a curated record. The coding region runs from base 687 to 4595 and encodes 1302 amino acids. Gene Ontology annotation, cellular component: histone deacetylase complex; transcription regulator complex. The transcript is spliced from 16 exons. Lineage: Eukaryota; Metazoa; Chordata; Mammalia; Rodentia; Bathyergidae.
GGCACUUCCUCUAGCAAAAGUACUGUAUUUUUCUCCCAAUUGUUUUCUUCUCUGUUCAGAUCACUUUUCAGCAAAAAUUCUUUCUUGCCACCUACUCCCUCUAAUUUUUUUUUUUGCUUAAAACUGAGCCCUUCCAGUUUCUCUCCCCUCUCAUAAUCAUUUGUCCAAUCUUCCUCUCCCCAACUUUCCAACAAACGUCCCUUUUUUCAUCCCCAAUUCCACCCCAUUAGGCUUCUCCCAGGAAAAUCCUCUAGAUUCCUUCCCAGAGGAAAAACAAGGAACGAAAGAGAAAUAAUUCCCUCUUAUCCUCAGAACCUUUUCCCCACACGUAUCUUCCCAGUUUAGUAUUGCUUUCCUCCUUUUUCCAAAAACUCCCUCCUUCCCCAGUUUCAUACCUGUGUCUUGUUUUCGACCCAGGUUCUCACUGCCCCUCCCUUUCCACCACCUGCUUUCAGGGCAAAAGGAAUUGGAUGAGUGUCCUGCAAUUCCCACCAGCCUUCCAGGAGGAAAUAGCCAAGGUCUGACUGUCACCUGAACCCACUCCCUCAGGCCUAAACUGCGCCCUCCUGUCCCAGAGAUUCACUCCCUUGCUCUUGCGGAAUUAACUGCAUCAAGGGCUCUAUCUCUCUGACUUCUUCCACGGCCUUGCCUGUCUGAGAGUGGCCAAGACCAGGUAGUGGAGAGCCAUGGACCAGUAUGGCCUCGGGGACAAGGGUGCCCUUCCAUCAGAACCGCACCUUCCUUUGUUCUCAGAGAGCCAAGGGCUCACUUGCAGUGACUCCCUCAAUCGGAAUCUGGGCCCCAGCACCCGUGACCUGCUCAGCCUGGGUGGCCUGGAGCUGGACCCCAAGCUCUCGGCUCCUGAUGUGCCCAGUGAGGUGCUGGAGGACAAUUUAGACACCUUGUCCCUGUCCUCUGGGCGGGACAACGACUUCGGGAAGCUGCUGGAGGAAUAUACGGAUCUGGAGUCUCAGACUUCGGUGCAAGACCAGGGCCCAGGUGCAGUCAGGGUUUCCAGAGAGGCUGAGGAAGGAGGCAGGGCCACCUUGGGCAGCGCGAGGAAAGGGAAGCGGCAGCACAGCUCACCCCAGAGCGCUCUCCUGGACUGCAGCCUGUGCGGGAAGGUGUUCAGCAGCGCCAGCUCGCUCAGCAAGCACUACCUGACGCACAGCCAGGAGAGGAAGCACAUCUGCAAGAUCUGCAGCAAGGCCUUCAAGCGGCAGGAUCACCUGACCGGGCACAUGCUCACCCACCAGAAGACCAAGCCCUUCGUGUGCAUCGAGCAAGGCUGCAGCAAGAGCUACUGCGACUACCGCUCUCUGCGCCGGCACUACGAGGUGCAGCACGGCCUGUGCAUCCUGAAGGAGGCUCCCCCGGAAGAGGACACCUGCGGGGACUCCCCCCACACCCCCGACACAGCUAGCCAGCCUUUGCCCAGCAGCCUGCGGUCCCUGGGGCCCCCAGAAGCCAGGUCCCCUGGCUCUGUCUUACCCAACCGAGACCUCCUGCGCUGUAUCGUGAGCACCCUCGUCCACCAGAAGAUCCCUUCUCCAGGCCCUGCCACAGUUGGGGCACCGGAUGGAGAAGGGAGGAACACAUCUUGUCCCUGCACCACCUCGCCAGGGCCCUCCUCCUGUAUCCCAGGAAUUCUGGGCACUGAGGUUCCCGAAGAGCCUCAUCCCCCACAGAAGGAGCUGGCAGCUGAUGUGUCCCCAGCCGAGAAUGGCGACCCUGACCCUCCUGAGUCAGAGCCUCUACUUCUCCAGCUCCCGUCCUCCCUGGAGGACUGGCCCAAGGGUGGCACUUUGGCCACCUCCCUGGCUCCCUUCCGGGGUCAGAAGGUCCCUACCAGUUCGCAGCCAUCCAGCCACAGUUUGCAGUGGUUCCGGAACCUGCCCAGCUGCCCCAAGAGCAAAGGCAACAAUGUGCUCACAGUCCACAAGGCCCCUGGGGAGGGCUCUGAGUCUGGCCCAGGGCCCAGCGGCACCUCGGCUCCAGCAGAGCCCUCGCCCAGCACAGGCGACAGUCAGGAUGCACCGCCCCUCCUGCCCACACUCCUGAAGGUGCCCAGUGAGGCCUCAGGCGACCCUGGGCCGGAUACUGGGGACAAGGACAGCUGGGCUUCCAAGAAGAGUGAGUCCUUUCCAUCAGAUGCCAUGCCGCUGUUCCGCCAGCUGUUCCUGAAGUCGCAGGAGUCCCUGGUGAGCCGCGAGCAGAUGCAGGUGUUCCAGAUGGUCACCAAGUCCCAACGGAUCUUCUCCCACACCCAGGUCACAGCCCCUGCCUCCCAGCCCUCUGGGCCCGAGGGCAAGCAGACUGUCCUGAAGUCCCUGCAGGGGCCCUGGCCACAGCAGUCCCGGCCCCAGGCCCCCGCUGUGGACUCUCUGCAGGGCCCCAGAAACAUGGAGCCAGAGGGGUCCCCAGCCCACAGAAGGAAACCGGCGCCCACGGUACCCAGAGAGGCCUCCCCCAAUGGCACACGGCGAGACACGAAGGGAGCACCAAAAGUGGCCUCUGCGCCACCCUCCCUCACCACGCCACCUCUGGACCCCUCCCGGAAUCCAGACAUCUCUUCUCUGGCCAAGCAGCUCCAAUCUUCCAAAGGGACCUUGGACCUCGGGAACAUCUUCUCCCCUGAGGACCCAAGGCAGGCCCAGGCAGAUGGCGAUGAGCUGCCCAGCACCCAGCUCUCCGAGAAUGGCCCGGCUUGCACCCGGGGCGGAGGCUGCAGGCUCUUCUCAGGCCACCCCAGAGCCCAGCGGUUCUCGGGCUUCCGGAAGGAGAAAGUGAGGAUGGACGUUUGCUGCGCAGCUUCUCCAAGCCAGGUGGCCAUGGCCUCCUUCUCGUCGACUGGGCCUCCUGCAGACCCUGCCCGGGACGUGAAGUCCAAGCUGACCAUAUUCAACAGAAUCCAGGGUGGAAACAUCUAUAGGCUGCCCCACCCCAUUAAAGAAGAGAGCAUGGCAGGUAGAUGUAACCAGCCAAACGGGAGUCCCACGGACUGCACAGAGCCCAGGAGCACGUUUGUCUGCAAGAACUGCAGCCAGAUGUUUUACACGGAAAAAGGACUGAGCAGCCACAUGUGUUUCCACAGUGACCAGUGGCCGUCACCUCAGGGGAAUCAGGAGCAGCAGGUGUUUGCCACAGAGUCUUGCAAGCCACCAAGACAGGCCCUGAGGCCAGACAGGGACGGGCAGAGCCCCUCAGAAGCCAAGAAGCCCUUGGAGCACACAGCCACAGCCCCUCUGGGGAUCCCCGUGCCUGUGGCUCUGGCUCCUUGCCCCCCAGGGAGUGUGGCCAAGGGACAAGAGAAGGACGGGGAAGAGAGGGACGACGAGGACAGCAGUAAGCACAGGAAGCGGAAGAAGCACCUCCAGCCCCAGGCAUUGUUCGUCCCUCCUCCACCCUGUGCGUUUGGGGACCCUGGCCCUGGAGGGGGCCACCAGGGCUGCCUGCGCUCUCCCGUGUUCCUGGUGGACCACCUCCUGAAGGGCUUGUUCCGGUGCUCGCCCUACACGCCGCCUCCCAUGCUCAGCCCUAUCCGGGAGGGCUCCGGGCUCCACUUCAGCAUGCUCUGCUCCAAGUCCCAGGCCGGGCCGCACCAGCUCAUCAGCUCGGCGCUGGAUCAAGUGGAUGGCUCCUUUAGCAUCUGUGUGGUGAAGGAUGAUUCUAAGAUCAGCAUUGAACCACACAUCAACAUAGGAAGCCGCUUUCAGGCUGAAAUCCCAGAGCUGCAGGAAAGGUCGCUGGCCAGGCCUGAUGAGCACAGGGCCUCUCUGGUCUGGAAGCCGUGGGGAGAUGUGAUGACCAACCCGGAGACACAGGACAGAGUGACUGAGCUCUGCAACGUGGCGUGUUCCAGUGUGAUGCCAGGAGGGGGCACCAACCUGGAGCUUGCCCUGCACUGCCUGCACGAGGCCCAGGGUAGUAUUCAGGUGGCCUUGGAGAUGCUCUUACUCCGAGGAGCCCAGAAGCCGAGGACCCACCCGCUGGCCAACUACCGCUACACAGGUUCAGACAUCUGGACCCCCAUGGAGAAGAGGCUCUUUAAGAAGGCGUUCUGUGCCCACAAGAAGGACUUCUACCUGAUCCACAAGAUGAUCCAGACAAAGACAGUGGCACAAUGUGUCGAGUAUUAUUACAUCUGGAAAAAAAUGAUCAAGUUUGACUGUGGCCGAGCCUCAGGGCUAGAAAAGAGGGUCAAGAGAGAGCUAGAUGAAGUGGAGAGGACAGAAGAAAAGGUCACCUGCAGCCCUCAGGAGAGGCCCGGCCACAGCCCAACUCCCGAGUUAAAGAUAAAGACCAAGAGUUACAGGAGGGAGUCCAUCCUCAACGCCAGCCCAAGUGCAGCCCCCAAGCGGACCCCUGAGCCUCCAGGGAGUGUGGAGAGCCAGGGCGUUUUUCCAUGCAGAGAGUGUGAGAGGGUGUUCGACAAGAUCAAGAGCCGGAAUGCCCACAUGAAGCGACACCGCCUUCAGGAGCAUUCGGAGCCUGUCCUCAGGGUGAAGUGGCCAGUGAAGCCCUUCCCACUGAAGGAGGAAGAGGCAGAGGAGGAGGAGGAGCUGGGCACUGACAUCAGCCCCCUGCAGUGGUGACUCUGCAGGCGCUGUCUGCUCUGGAAGGGCCCGCAGACUUGCCCUGCCUCCUUCACCACCCCACCCCUCCUGUCGGCGGCCGGCCAGCUUCCCUGGUGAACCUGUGGUCACUUAGCCACAAACAGGCCGAGAAGUCACCCUUGGACAGCUGCUGAGUAGUCCCUGGCCAGUGGGGCCAGUUGUUCCCUUCUGCUGAGGUUAAGAGUCUCUCCCCACUUCCUGUCCCACACUGCCUAGAGCAGGGAGGCCUGGGGAGAUGAAAGGCGGGAGCUACGUAGCUCUUAAGUCUGAGCCUCCGGUGGAGUGGGCUCCUUACCUUGGUUAGCGAAGGCCAGGAUGCAGAAGAUCAGUGGGAAGAUGUCCUGAGAUCGCCAGCGUGCUGGGGCCCUGGCUCCAGGCAGGGCUCUCUGCUUUCUGGACCCAUCCCCAGUCUUUCAAGGACUGUACAUUGUUAGGUCUGUUUUUGUACAUAUCUGUGUGAAAACCUUAUUAAAUUGGGUUCUUAGGCAGCUUCCUUUUCGCUUCCCAGCCUGUGGAUCCCACAGAGGUUCUGCGCUGCAGCCACCUGCCCGGAGGGUGAACCCGUGAAUCCACUGGCAUUCGUCCUGAACGCCUUUCACUCAGUGCCUGCUGUGUGUGCCAGACGGUUCCCACCACGCAGCAGGGACACGGUGAAGCAAGAGGGGCACAGCCCUUUCCUCACAGAACUCCGUUUGCGGGGGGGGGGUGCCAGGGGAUCAAACUCAGGACCUUGCAUUUGUAAGGCAGGUGGCAGCAUCACUGAGCUAAAUCCCUGGCCCUGGAGCUCCAUUUUUAGGAGCAGGAAGGCAGUAGUAAUAAGCAGACAAAGUGAUUUUACAUUGUGAUAGGGUGAGCUUUUGGCCAGCAUGAUGGAAGAGUCAGGGUGGGUUUGAGAAUCGGGGCUCAGCCCUGAAGUGAAGGACCCCUGUGGCAGGUGACAGGGUACCCAGGCUGCCACAGAGGUAAGAACGGCCACCUCCACAUGUCCCAGCCUGCAGAGGGGCAGAAAGAGCAUGGCCUCUUCUCCUGUGCCCCUUUUGAAGAGUCAGGGAGACCCGAGCAGCCCCCAGCAGGCUGUCCCUGGGGUCUCACUGGCCAGGAUGGCAGCCUGAGCUCAGCUCUACGCUGUCCCAGCAGUGGGAAGAUCACUCGUCCUGGUGCCUCACAAUCUAUUUUCAGGACCAGGGAAAACCACUGUAUCCCCUCAAGUUUGUUGCCACCUGAGCAAAGCUGGAAUCCCUUUAGCCAGGAAAAGAAAGCAGUGGCCCCUAGGUAGGGCAGAGCAGAGCUCUGUGUUGGCUUCAAGCAAAAUGAAGAAAAUAGAAAGGGCUGAGUCCUAGAAGUGACCAGGAGGUGACAGAGCUUACGUGGACAGCCAGCGGAGGGUGGGAUCUGACCUGGCAAAGCCCAGGCUGCUGUAGGACACCAGCAGGGGUGUUAGGCAGGGCAAUGACCUCCAAGGUGCCCGUUCACACAGCUCCCUGGCUGCAGUGCAGAGUCUGCAGGGGAUGAAACCGGAAGCACAGAGAGUAGCCAGAAAGCCCCAUGGUGGGAUGACAGUGGCCGGGGCAGGAGUAGCAGCAGAGGUCUAUUAGUUACCUGUCGCUUCCUAACAAAUUACUUAGCAGUUCAAAAGAAAGGGAAGCCAACACUGGCUGCUGGCGCCUCUAGCAUCAGGCAGCCGAGUAAGGCUGCCCUCCCAGGAAUGAACCUAAGUGGCCUGUGGGACAGGAACAAGGCCUCUGCUUCAGGUUAUAAUCCAGUACGACUUUAUGUUGUUGCUAAAAUUGUUCCAGCCUUGGCCACUGGAAGCUCUGUUGGCUACACUGUCCCAUUAACAUGUCCACAUCAUUUUGUGUGUGUUGUUUGUGAAGCUGCCCCACCCCACUGCAAGAUGCUCCAGGCUCUUACAUCAUUUCCUGCACAGACUUACAACCAGCCACUUCUCCUACCAACCCUGGUUCCUUUUACUGAAUA